UGGAGAGGGGAAGGGGGCGGGAGAGAAAGAGAGCGCUGUAGGAAGCUUCCGUUUAUCUGCGAGGUCAGAGAAGGCAGGCUGCGCGUUACAGUGGUGCUGUUGAAAAACACGAUGAAAAUGGCGUGGCAACCACAGGAGGAAGGACUCAGGCAAAUUCUGACGCUGCUCAAGGAGUCGCAGAGCCCGGACACGGCGACUCAGCGGGCCGUACAACAAAAAUUGGAAGAAUUGAAUAAAUUUCCGGAUUUCAACAACUAUCUGAUUUUUGUUCUAACAAAAUUAACAUCAGAAGAUGAACCUACUAGGUCAUUGAGUGGACUGAUAUUAAAAAACAAUGUAAAGACGUACUUCCAUAAAUUUUUACCAGAGGUCAUAAAUUUCGUAAAGCAAGAAUGUCUGUCAGCUGUCGGAGAUCCAUCACCGCUGAUUCGUGCGACCGUCGGUAUUUUGAUCACUACUGUCGCAUCAAGAGGUGAAUUAACAACUUGGCCAGAAUUGUUGCCAGCGUUGUGUCAAAUGUUAGACUCGCAAGAUUACAACGUUUGCGAGGGUGCGUUUGGCGCUCUCCAGAAGAUUUGUGAGGAUUCGGCAGAGAUAUUAGAUUCAGAUGCUCUAAAUCGACCCUUGAACAUUCUGAUUCCAAAGUUCCUUCAGUUCUUUAGACAUUCAAGUCCCAAGAUCAGAUCCCACGCGAUAGCGUGUGUCAAUCAAUUUAUCAUUCAACGCACGCAAGCACUUAUGAUACAUAUAGACAGCUUUUUGGAGAAUCUCUUCCAUUUAGCUUCGGAUGAUGAUUCUGAGGUCCGAAAAAACGUAUGCAGGGCACUGGUAAUGCUGCUCGAGGUACGAAUGGACAGAUUAAUACCACAUAUGCACAAUAUAAUAGAAUAUAUGCUAAUGAGAACUCAGGAUGUUGACGAGGGAGUGGCACUGGAAGCUUGUGAGUUUUGGUUGUCACUAGCAGAACAACCAAUUUGCAAAGAGGCACUUGCACCACACCUGACACGAUUAGUACCUAUCUUGGUGAAAGGUAUGAAAUAUUCGGAAAUUGACAUAAUUCUCCUCAAAGGAGAUGUGGAGGAGGAUGAAAUGAUUCCAGACAGAGAAGAAGACAUCCGACCACGUUUUCAUAAAUCUAAGACGCAUCACUCGCAUCAUGCUAACGGUAUGGGCAAACAGCCCAUCGUCGAUGAGAACGGAAUAAACGGUGGAUGCGACGAUGAGGAUAUAGAUGUUGAGGACGGAUGCGAUGAUGAUUCAACUCUGAGCGAUUGGAACUUGAGGAAGUGCUCUGCCGCUGCGUUAGAUAUGUUGGCUAAUGUUUUUAGGGAAGAGCUUCUACCGGUUUUAGUACCGAUCUUGAAGGAGACUCUUUUCCAUCAGUCUUGGGAGAUCAAAGAAUCCGGUAUCUUGGCACUGGGAGCUAUCGCUGAAGGUUGUAUGAGUGGUAUGAUUCCACAUUUGUCGGAGCUCAUCCCUUAUUUGAUCGGUUGUUUGAGUGACAAGAAGGCUCUUGUACGUGCCAUAACUUGCUGGACAUUGAGCCGUUACGCACACUGGGUUUGUGCACAACCUCACGAGACGCAUUUGAAACCUCUGAUGACGGAACUGCUCAAAAGAGUGCUUGAUAGUAACAAACGUGUUCAAGAGGCGGCAUGUUCUGCCUUUGCGACUUUGGAAGAAGAAGCAUGUACCGAAUUGGUUCCUUAUCUUGGAUUUAUUCUCGAAACGCUCGUCUUUGCAUUUAGUAAAUAUCAGCAUAAAAAUCUUUUAAUUCUAUACGACGCCAUCGGUACUCUCGCUGAUUCUGUGGGUCAUCAUCUAAACAGACCAGAUUACAUCAAUCUUUUGAUGCCGCCUCUUAUUAAUAAGUGGAACGUAUUGAAGGAUGAAGAUAAAGAUCUGUUCCCAUUGCUGGAAUGCCUUUCUUCAGUAGCGACCGCAUUGCGCUCGGGUUUCUUACCGUAUUGCGAACCUGUGUACAGGCGAUGCGUAUCACUUGUGGAGCAAACGCUGAAUCAACAUAUAGCGAGCACGCAAAGUCCGGAGCAAUUUGAGGCACCCGAUAAAGAUUUUAUGAUAGUUGCAUUGGACCUUCUCAGCGGAUUAGCAGAAGGACUGGACGGUCACAUGGAACGUUUAGUGUUGAACAGCAACGUUAUGCAGCUGUUGUAUCAGUGUAUGCAGGAUAGCAUGCCUGAAGUCAGACAGAGUAGCUUCGCUUUGUUAGGAGAUCUUACAAAAGCUUGCUUCCAACACGUGCUCCCCUGCAUACCGGAGUUUAUGCCAAUACUUGGACAAAACUUGCAUCCGCAAUUCAUAUCAGUAUGUAACAACGCGACAUGGGCGAUCGGUGAAAUUUCGAUAAAACUCGGUCCUGACACAAGCGCGUACAUCCCAUUAAUUUUGGCACAGCUCAUCGAAAUCAUUAAUCGACCAGACACGCCAAAAACACUGUUAGAAAAUACGGCCAUAACGAUCGGUCGCCUAGGUUAUGUGUGUCCCCACGACGUCGCCCCCAUGUUACAGCAGUUUGUUCGACAGUGGUGCACUUCUUUGCGAAGCAUAAGAGAUAACGAAGAGAAGGAUUCUGCCUUCAGAGGCAUGUGUCAAAUGAUCACUGUCAAUCCAGCCGGUGUUGUUCCGGAUUUCAUCUUCUUUUGUGACGCCGUGGCGUCGUGGUCUGCGCCGAAAGAGGAUUUAAAGGAGAUGUUCCAGAAGAUAUUGUUUACUUUCAAAAAUCAAGUAGGUGAGGAGAAUUGGAAACGAUUUUCCGAUCAAUUUCCGCCGCAGCUGAGUGAGCGGUUACAUAACAUGUACGGCGUUUGAACAGCUCCGCCUAAAAGCGAAGGCCGCUUAAUGCAGCAGGCCGAAUGGGGUUGGGCGGGAAAUAAGGGGCGUUUGGGACGGGUGGGUGAAACCACGGCCUCUUCUCAUCAACAUCGUUGUCGUUACCGUAUCAUCGUGGUAUGUUACAAUCGUACUUUUGGGUAAAAAACGAUUAAAGGUAUGCCGUGUCUUUUAAGCUUUGGCCCAAUAUGGGUGACAAAGAAGGGGAACAAAGAGAAAAAUGUUAACGAGUCGAAGCUAGAAGGCAAGAACGACAAGAGAUAAGCAUUGGCCGAAAAAGUAAAAGCGUGGGUGGGCGGGGAUGGGACUUAUUUCGGGGCGGGAGGGAGGAAUUUUGUGGGGAUCACCGACUAGACAUUUUGAAAGGCGGAACGAGGUAUCGCGUAACAGCAAUCUGAUUUAAUACCUCGGAUGUACCGACGUACACGCUCUGUACGCUCCAUUAGCGUUUCUAUUAGCGCUAUCGCGAUAACACUGAACAGGAAAGUGUUAUUUCAUUCUCGCGUAUGUCAAAACGUGACAAAUGCUGGCGCCAAUGGCCAACUCUGC
Atta colombica is the source of this 3399-nucleotide messenger RNA. It is a transcript of the gene Tnpo, whose product is annotated as transportin-1. Gene Ontology annotation, molecular function: nuclear import signal receptor activity; small GTPase binding. The transcript has 15 exons. Lineage: Eukaryota; Metazoa; Arthropoda; Insecta; Hymenoptera; Formicidae. Gene Ontology annotation, cellular component: cytoplasm; nucleus. The record is from RefSeq and is a predicted model, not a curated record. Bases 112 to 2829 code for a protein of 905 amino acids. Gene Ontology annotation, biological process: protein import into nucleus.